AUUUAAAAAGAAAUUGAAAUGAAAUGACCUAAAUUCAAAAAUAUUGCGAAUUUUCCAAUUUGAACCAAGCCCGAUUGGAAUUACAAAAAGAGGAAAGAGAUAACAUUGCAUAAUGAUUAACAUACUGAAUGACAUCCAAUGAAGCAGUAAUUUGAUUAUUUUAGUGUAUUCUAGUCAUUUUGAUCGGGAUUGGUACUUUUUCCUCAGGUUUCAAAUCAAAAUUAUGAAAUUUCAAUAUCUUUUUUAAACUUGUGUUUGUCUAAUAUAUCGUUUUUCCAAUCGACAUGUUAGUGAAGAUUUUAACCGUAGAUUUAAAGAGUAUUAAAAAAUUAUGGUUAUUAUCAUCAUAAGCUGUUUUAUCUAUAUUUUUUUUAGAAUGCCUAUAGCCGAGUAUUCUUGGCAUGUUUUACUAGAUAUAUCAUUAGCUUAUAGUAUGUACCAAAUCACAAUUAAAAUAUCUUAUUUGCAAUAAAACACCCCUCUCUAUUACAAAAAAAAAAAAAAAAAAUACAAAAACUAAAACUGAAAUCACUCUUUCAAAGGUGAAAUCGUACCUCAUAUGAGGUUCUUUAUCGAGCCUGAACAUAACAUUGCAGUGAAACCAAUGACAAUGAUCGUUAUUCUCAUGACUGUAUAAAAAUGCCAAGUAGAUGUACAGGGUGUUAAAAAUUCAUAAUAAAUAGAAAACAACACAUGCUUGUGGAAGGCACAACAGCGGGUAAGUGACCCAGGAGAGAUUUAAACAAUCGGAGUGACCGAGGCAAUUCACCGUCACUGAUGCGAAACAUUACCUACGUACUUAUAUAAUCACAGAUCACAUGUGUGCAUGUUAGUUAUGAUUUGAAAAUAGAUAAGGUAUCUGAUAUCUGAACAUGUUAAAACAGACACUCGUCAUUUAAUCGGAAGACGAAAUCAUAAUGCAAUCAUAAAUUUAUCAUAACCUUAUGGCGAUAUGUCUCACAGUACUCGUGUUUGAGGGGCAAUAGCUAAGAUAAAAAUCUAACACAGUUUGUGUGUAUUGGUAUUGUCAGUGUACUUUGACGUGUAGGUAUAACCUAUAUUGAGAGUGCUUUUUAAAUAUUUCUACCGGAUUAAACAUUCUCUGUGUUAAGUUUUAAGCCUGAAGAAGAUUUAAACACAGGUUGUAAAACCACCACUGAAGACCGUGUAGUAUAGAGUGCACGUUUGUUAUCUAUCGGGGGAACUUUAAACUUUUUAAAAGAAGAAGGGUAUUUCCUAUUGCGAUAAAAUAUCGACAGAAGACGGGGAAAAAGGGGCGUAUAAAUUAUUGCAUUUACUGUGCUUCAACUCGACACCAUAAGGAAUAUUUUCUUAUGUAACUUCCUUAUUCGGCGUGGAAAAUGUUCCGUGAUUCUUAAGUUACCUCUUGAAAGAUCUGAAGAUAAACCUUAAGGAGAUUGUACACAAUAUCUUCGUUGUGUCAUUUUAAAACUAUGGAGCGUGCGGAUACCUACAAUACAUUGGGGGAUCUGUGCGUGUCUGACCUUCAGUCAUUGACUUGAGCAUGACCAUUCACGCAACACGGAGUUCAGAUUGACAUUCAAUUCCAUACGCGGUUCGGCUAUGAAUGCUUCAACUGUUACUGUUUCAAAUAUUUCAGAAAACGCUUCUGAUUUGGAUUUUUAUUCUGUUUUGAGGGAAUUGAACGACCAGGCAGCACUGCGGUUUCUGCCCGUCAUUAUUUUCCUGUUUCUUUUGAUGAUAUGUGGGAUAUUUGGCAAUGUGCUCGUGUGUAUUGUAUAUAUCAGAAAAAGAACAAAACUAUCACCGGAUUAUUUCAUCCUAAACUUAGCCUUCCUAGACCUGCUAACAUGCAUUAUUGGGAUACCGGUGGAAAUAGCCGAUCUUCGUUAUCCCUACAUGUUCUAUGCCCCCGCGGCAUGCAAACUCCUCCGGACCAUAGAAUCGCUCUCCGCCAUGGGGUCAGCGUUGACCCUGGUGGCAAUAUCUAUAGACAGGUACCAGCGCAUCUGUAGACUGGGACAACACUUUAAUAACUCCACAGUGAAGAAGCUGUGUGUCGGUGCAAUAGUGAUGGGCGCGGUCAUUGGUUGGCCAGCGGCUGUAGUGUUUGGAAAGAAAACGGUGGAUGUCGGAGUUCCGGGGAUACAGGGCGUGGACUGUUCCACGUCUGACGAGAUGCGGCAGACUAUAUACCCCCUGCUUUACUACGGUGCAAUAAUGCUGUGUUUCGUCGUCUCCGUCGUGUUCGUGGUGUUCGUGUACUUAAGGAUAUCUAUAUUUAUCCGCAAAGGAAUCUCAUUAAGAAGAAACCGAUCAAAUGACCCUGUAUCGGCCUACUCAUUGCACUUACAAUUUAUAGCGGACGAAAAUACAAGUGGUUCCUCGCCAAGUCAAGCACACCCCAUGUUAGAGGCCACGCCCCAAAAUCGCAGACGACAAGUGAACAGCGUAAGAGUGACGCGGACCACCACCAUCUUUGUUGCUGUGACUGUUGCCUUUAUUCUGAGUUAUCUCCCGUUUCUCAUUUUGAUGAUCAUUCGGAGCGUGAAAAAAGAUUUUGAGGACGGUCUGUCGUCUGAUGUAGAGGUCGUUUACAAAUUCUUUUUGAAGUCAUAUUUUGUGAACAAUGCAAUCAAUCCGAUGAUCUACAGUUUUUUGAACAAGAGAUUCCGAAGUGAUGUUAAACGUCUAUUGAAAUGUAUCAAGUGACUGUUAAUUAUAUUGUUUAAAUCUUUAUUUGAUAUCGCAA
Ostrea edulis (European flat oyster) is the source of this 2734-nucleotide messenger RNA. RefSeq names its product orexin receptor type 2-like. Gene Ontology annotation, molecular function: neuropeptide receptor activity. The coding region runs from base 1585 to 2694 and encodes 369 amino acids. Gene Ontology annotation, biological process: neuropeptide signaling pathway. The record is from RefSeq and is a predicted model, not a curated record. NCBI's taxonomy places the organism in Eukaryota, Metazoa, Mollusca, Bivalvia, Ostreida, Ostreidae. The transcript has a single exon. Gene Ontology annotation, cellular component: membrane.